AUGCCUGUGGUUGUACCUGCGAUUCCGUUUGUUGAACCUCCAUCUGUUGCACUUGGGAUGCCUAGUGCACCUCGUUUGAUUCCUGAUUUUGCAGGCGAGGGUGAACCAGAUCAAGUUGAAAAUGCGAUGCGAGAGGAUGAUUUGGACAAAGAGCUUGUUGACAUACUUGGAGACAUUGAUGAGGAUACUCUGAGCAAUUCACCUAUACAGCAUAGCCUAUCAAAUUUCGGCACACAGCAACAUCCUCCAUAUUUCUCAACCUUGAACUUGGAAGCCAUCAACCAACAGCUGGACGUAGAUCCUACCUUUGGGGGUCAAGGAUUGCAUGAUGGAACCGCUCCUACGGAAUUUCAGAUUGGCCAAUCUUUCCAGAGUAAAGAGGAAGCUGUGUUGAGUGUAAAGGAUUAUAGCAUCCAUUGUGAAGUUGAGUACAGGCUUGAUUAUCAUGUCAUUUGUGCAAGGAUCUUUCCAUUGGUUAGAGCCGAUGCUGCAGUUACGAUAAAGGUGUUAUGGCAAGCUACAAAAGAAAUCUAUGGAUUCAGACCUACUUACAGGAAGUCCACCAUGGAAAGAACCAUUACAUUGUUGGAGGCUUCUCCGGUUAGAGUUGUUGAUCAGGUUGAUCCAUCUACCGUAUAUUUUCGUAGUAUUUUCUGGACAUUUCCUCCUAGUGUUGAAGCAUUUCAACAUUGCAAGCUAUUGGUCAACAUUGAUGGUACUCACUUGUAUGGCAAGUCUGGACGUACUUUGCUUCUGGCUAGCGCGCAAGAUGAAAACUCGAAUAUCUUGCCCAUUGCGUUUGCACUUGUGGAAGGGAAGAAUGCAGAGUCCUGGUCUUUUUUUUCUUACCAACUUGCGACAAUAUGUGACUCCAUAAGAGGGUAUUCUGGUGAUCUCUGA
Arachis ipaensis is the source of this 900-nucleotide messenger RNA. Lineage: Eukaryota; Viridiplantae; Streptophyta; Magnoliopsida; Fabales; Fabaceae. The record is from RefSeq and is a predicted model, not a curated record.